Messenger RNA from Galendromus occidentalis (western predatory mite), 363 nucleotides. Its product is annotated as late histone H2B.L4-like. Gene Ontology annotation, cellular component: nucleosome. The transcript has a single exon. Gene Ontology annotation, molecular function: DNA binding; protein heterodimerization activity; structural constituent of chromatin. The coding region runs from base 1 to 363 and encodes 120 amino acids. NCBI's taxonomy places the organism in Eukaryota, Metazoa, Arthropoda, Arachnida, Mesostigmata, Phytoseiidae. The record is from RefSeq and is a predicted model, not a curated record.
AUGGCCCCUACCAAGAAAACUUCUUGCGCUAACGAUCCCCGGAAGAAAGAUGGUAAACCGUCGAUGAAAACCUUGGAGAGCAAGCGGAAAAGAUCGUUUUCGAGAUACGUACGACGGCUUCUUAAAGAGAUGAAGCCGAAAUUCACCCUCCAAGCGGAAGCCGUGGCUGUUUUGAACGAGCUCGUGAAUGAUACCUAUGAGAGAGUCGCAGCGGAGGCCUCCCGGCUAUCCCUAUACCACGGAAAGCCUGAGAUAACCCCGAGAGAGAUCGAAGCCGCGAUCAAAGUUCUGUUCCCCGGUGAUGUCUCGAAGCAUAUGAAUUUGAAUAGACCAAUGGCCGCUCUAGAGAACCAGGAUGAAUAA